Panicum hallii is the source of this 2014-nucleotide messenger RNA. Its product is annotated as cytochrome P450 89A2-like. NCBI's taxonomy places the organism in Eukaryota, Viridiplantae, Streptophyta, Magnoliopsida, Poales, Poaceae. Gene Ontology annotation, cellular component: membrane. The record is from RefSeq and is a predicted model, not a curated record. Bases 167 to 1750 code for a protein of 527 amino acids. The transcript has a single exon. Gene Ontology annotation, molecular function: iron ion binding; heme binding; oxidoreductase activity, acting on paired donors, with incorporation or reduction of molecular oxygen, NAD(P)H as one donor, and incorporation of one atom of oxygen.
AUGCCGGUGUCGUCUCCUCUACUCACAUUCAAGUUGACAUGGAAUCCAUUCCAUCAGCCAUGACGUCGAUAGGCACAGACCACUGAGAGUCUGAAGCUCCAUUUCCUCUCCAGCGUAGACUGCGGAUCGACCGACAGCAGACCAAGCAGAGCAAGAAGACUUCGCCAUGGACACACAGCUCCUACUCCUCGCCGCCCUUCUGCUCCUGCCCCUCGCCGCGCUCCUGGUCGCGAAGCCGCGCGGGACCCGCGGGGGCAAGAACGGCGCCCGCCUCCCGCCGGGCCUGCCGCUCCUCGGCAACCUGCUGCUGCUGAGGCGCUCCUCGUCCGACGUGGAGGCCCUGCUCCGGCGCCUCGUCGCGUGGCACGGGCCCGUCGUGUCCCUGCGCGUGGGCUCCACCCUCUCCAUCUUCAUCGCCGACCACCGCCUCGCGCACGCGGCCCUGGUCGGGAGCGGGGCGUCACUCGCCGACCGCCCGGCCGUCACGCGCGCUCUCCUGGGGGAGAGCGACAACACCAUCUCGCGGUCCAGCUACGGGCCCGUGUGGCGCCUCCUACGCCGCAACCUUGUCGCCGAGACGCUGCACCCGUCGCGGGUCCGGCUGUUCGCGCCCGCGCGCGCGUGGGUGCGCCACGCGCUCGCGGAGACGCUCGGGCGGGAGGCCGAGGAGGCCCAGGCGCGGGCGCGGGCGCCGCCCCCCGUGAUGGAGGCGUUCCGGCACGCCAUGUUCUGCCUCCUCGUGCUCAUGUGCUUCGGCGGGCGGCUGGACGAGCCCGCGGUGCGCGCCAUCGCGGCCGCGCAGCACGCCUGGCUCAUGUUCAUGGCCCAGAACGCGAACGUGUUCGCGUUCUGGCCGGCGCUGACCAGGAUCCUCCUCCGCGGCCGCCUCCAGAAGGGGCUUGAUGCUCGGCGGCGCCAGAAGGAGCUCUUCGUGCCACUCAUCGAGGCGCGGCGGGAGCGCAAGAAGCAGCUGGACAGCCCAGGCGGCGGCGGCGGAGCCUCGGCGGCGGCGCCAGACAAGGAGACGAUGUUCGAGCACUCGUACGUGGACACGCUGCUCGACAUCAGGCUCCCCGACGAGGGGAACCGCGCGCUCACGGACGACGAGAUGGCAAACCUCUGCUCCGAGUUCCUCACCGCCGGGACCGACACGACGUCCACGGCGCUGCAGUGGAUCAUGGCCGAGCUGGUCAAGAACCCGGCCAUCCAGGAGAAGCUCUACAGCGAGAUCAAGGCGACGUGCGGCGACGAGCAAGAGGAGGUCGGCGAGGAGGACACGCACAGGAUGCCGUACCUCAAGGCCGUCGUCCUCGAGGGGCUGCGCCGGCACCCUCCGGCGCACUUCCUGCUGGCGCACAAGGCGGCGGAGGACAUCGAGGUCGGCGGGUACCUUAUCCCCAAGGGCGCGACGGUGAACUUCACGGUGGCGGAGAUGGGCUGGGACGAGCGGGAGUGGGACAGGCCCAUGGACUUCGUGCCGGAGCGGUUCUUGCCCGGCGGCGACGGCGAGGGCGUGGACGUGACGGGCAGUAGGGAGAUCAAGAUGAUGCCAUUCGGCGUUGGGCGGCGGAUCUGCGCCGGGCUCGGCAUCGCCAUGCUUCACCUGGAGUACUUCGUGGCCAACUUGGUCAGGGAAUUCGAAUGGAAAGAGGUGCCCGGCGAGAAGGUGGACUUCACCGAGACGCGCGAGUUCACCACCGUCAUGAAGAAACCGCUCCGCGCGCGGCUGGUGCGCAGAACCACUGGGUGAAUCGGUGGAUGCAAUUCAUGUUGUACAGUCUGCCUGCAGGAUUGCCCCAGCGAUCACAGCGUCUUAAGGAAGUAGUCAAGGCAUCCUUUUGGCUCCUAGCAGCCCAGCUCCAGUUCCUCGAGUUCAACCAGCUUUCGCAGGCCACAUUGCUCCACAUCAUCUGCUCAACUACUAGCAUGGCAGAGGGGCAGAGGAUGAUCCACGGGAUAAUCCUCUUUGUUGGGUUCCACAACGAAAUAAAUACAGAACUGAAUUGCGAUCGGA